Molecule: messenger RNA, 3939 nt
Organism: Cyclopterus lumpus (lumpfish)
Lineage: Eukaryota; Metazoa; Chordata; Actinopteri; Perciformes; Cyclopteridae
Product: contactin-associated protein-like 4
Exons: 24
Coding region: 1-3939 (1312 amino acids)
Source: RefSeq, a predicted model, not a curated record
AUGGACCUCUGGAGUAGCAACGUCUGGGGGAUUAUCACGCAGGUCACCCUGGUUCUUCUCAGCUCGUACGGGGCAACCAAAGGAGAGGUGUGUCACAGUCCGCUGGUUCCCAAUCUGCCGCCGUCGUCCUUCAGAAGCUCCUCCCAGUUGUCGGGCAGCCACGGGCCGGGCUUCGCUAAGCUGAACCGCAGAGAAGGAGCUGGAGGUUGGUCUCCUCUGAGUUCGGACAGGUAUCAGUGGUUGGAGGUCGACCUGGGGGGGCGGACACAAAUCACCGCUGUCGCUACGCAGGGCCGCUACGGCAGCUCUGAUUGGCUGACAGCCUACCUGCUGAUGUUCAGCGACGCCGGACACAACUGGAAACAGUAUCGACGGGAGGAAAGCAUCGAGGCUUUUCCAGGCAACACGAAUGCAGACAGCGUGGUGCAGCACAGGCUGCAGCAUCCGGUGACCGCCCGCUACGUCCGCCUCCUCCCCCUGGACUGGAGCCCCAACGGUCGGAUCGGACUCAGACUGGAGGCCUACGGGUGCCCUCACAACUCCGACGUGGUGAGCCUCGAUGGCCGCAGCAGCCUCCUCUUCAGGCCGAGGCCGACGAGCGGCCAGAGCGUCUCUCUGACCUUCAAGGCCCUGAGGAACUCUGGGACACUUCUUCACGCCGAGGGCCGGAGCGAGCACGGCCUCGUCCUCCGGCUGGAGAAAGGGAAGCUCCUGCUGCUCCUCCGGAAAGGCCGGUCCUCCUCCCCCGACAGCCAGCGCCGGGUGUCUCUGGGCAGCCUGUUGGACGACCAGCACUGGCACCGCGUCGCCGUGGAGCGCCACGGCACCCACCUCAACCUCACCGUGGACCAGAGCACUCUGUGGGUGCAGGUCCCACCGGGGCUCGCCCACUGGGACCACGACCAGAUAAGUGUGGGAGCCGACCACGGCCUCGGCUCUCCGGGGUCGGUCGGGUUCAACAGAAAUUUCCACGGCUGUUUGGAAAACCUGGUUUACAACGGCGUGAACCUGGUGGACCUCGCCAAGAAGACCGACCAGCGGGUCAGCGUGAAGGGCAAUGUGACCUUUUCUUGUGCCGAACCCGUCUUCGUUGCCAUGACGUUCGCCAGCCCCCAGAGCUUCCUCCGCUUGCCCCGGGUGGCGGACGCGUCGUCGUCGACGGGCGUGUCGUCGGUGGGGCUUCAGUUUCGGACGUGGAACGAGGCGGGGCUGCUGCUGACCUUUGACCUCCCGAAGCACGAGGGUGCGGCGUGGCUGUACCUGAGCAAAGCCGGGCUCCACCUGCAGAUCCAUAAGUCUGGCCGGGCGCCGCUGGAGCUCAACGCAGGCUCGGCUCUGAACGACGGCCAGUGGCACUCCGUGGAGCUGAUCUCCAGGCGAGGACGCCUGUCGGUCUCCGUGGACGGCGCCGAUGGAGCCACGGCUCACGCCAGUCCCCCCUUCCUCAUCACCGCGGGAGGUCCCCUCUUCUUCGGCGGUUGCCCCGCCGACGGGAGCGGCCGGGAGUGCACGAACCCCUUCGAGGCCUUCCAGGGCUGCAUGCGCCUGCUCACCGUGCACGACCAGCCGGUGGACCUGAUCCCAGUGCAGCAGAGGCUGCUGGGAAACUACAGUCACCUGCAGAUCGACAUGUGUGGCAUCAUUGACAGGUGUUCUCAGAGUCACUGUGAACAUGGAGGCAGCUGCACUCAGUCAUGGAGCUCCUUCCACUGCAACUGCUCCGGCACCGGCUACAGCGGAGCCACCUGUCACAGCUCGAUAUACGAGCAGUCCUGUGAGGCGUACAAACACGCAGGCAACACGUCGGGCUACUACUACAUCGACGUGGAUGGCAGCGGACCCAUCCGACCGCAGCGCAUGUUCUGCAACAUGACCGAGGACAACACCUGGAUGGUGAUCCAGCAUAACAACACAGAGCUGACGAGGGUCCGGCCGCCUGCGCCGGGGGGGCGGAGCCGGCACGCGGCUCACUUCCGGUACGCGUCUGAGGAGGAGCAGCUGGCGGCCGUCGUCAGCCAAUCGGAGCACUGCGAGCAGGAGCUGACCUACCACUGCAGGAAGUCCCGCCUCCUCAACACGCCAGACGGCCCCCUGCUGAGCUGGUGGGUGGGGGGUCCGGGUGCAGGACGGGUGCAGACGCAUUGGGCCGGAGCUCCGCCCGGCAGCCAGCAGUGCUCCUGCGGCCUGCAGCAGAACUGCCUGGACCUCAAACACUCCUGCAACUGUGACGCCGACCGCAAUGAAUGGGCCAACGACUCCGGCCUGCUGACCCACAAGGAGACCCUCCCGGUCAGGUCCCUGGUGCUGGGCGACGUCCAGCGACCCGGCUCAGAAAGCGCCUACAGGGUCGGGCCUCUCCGUUGUCACGGUGACAAGAACGUGUGGAACGCAGCGUUCUUCGACCAGGAGACGUCGUACCUCCACUUCCCCACGUUCCACGGAGAGCUGAGCGCCGACGUCUCCUUCCUGUUUAAGACCACUUCAUCCUCCGGCGUCUUCCUGGAGAACCUGGGCAUCAAAGACUUCAUCCGGAUCGAACUCGGCUCUUCCUCCGAGGUGGUCUUCUCCUUCGACGUGGGCAACGGUCCUCUGGAGGUCCGCGUGGCGGCCGGCGGCCCGCUGAGCGACGGCCGGUGGCACCGCGUCCGGGCCGAGCGCAACGUCAAGGAGGCGUCGCUGCGCCUCGACGAGCUGCCCGCCGCCACGCGGGAGGCGCCCGCCGACGGGCACAUCCACCUGCAGCUCAACAGCCAGUUAUUUAUAGGCGGCACGGCGUCCCGGCAGAAGGGCUUCCGGGGUUGCAUCCGCUCUCUGCAGCUGAACGGCGUCACCCUGGACCUGGAGGAGCGGGCGAGGAUCACGCCCGGGGUUCAGGCCGGGUGUCCGGGCCACUGCAGCAGCUACGGCUCGCUGUGCCAGAACCGGGGCCGCUGCCUGGAGAGGCCCAGCAGCUUCGCCUGCGACUGCGGCCCGUCGGCCUCCACCGGAGCCUUCUGCGACAGAGAGGUUUCAGCCAGCUUGACGUCUGGAACAUCCGUCAGCUACACCUUCUGGGAGCCGGUGGACGAGCUGAACCGCAGCAGCAGCUCCACGGCCUCCUCCACCCACUCCGACGUGAACCUGAGAGCGGAGAACGUCUCCCUGAGCUUCAGGACCAGCCAGAGUCCCGCUGUGCUCCUCUUCGUGGGCUCCCACCACAGGGAGUACCUGGCGCUGCUGCUCAACAAGCACGACAUGCUGGAGGUGAGGUACCGACUGGACGGCAGCAAAGACGCUGAGAUCCUGAGGAGCCAAGCGAGAAGCCUCGCCGACGGGCAGCUCCACGCCGUCGCCGUCAGCCGGCUGGCGGACGCCGUCUCUGUGCAGAUUGACCAGAACACCAAAGAGGACUUCAACCUGACUUCUGAUGUAGAAUUCAGCGGCGUCCGGUCGCUGGUUCUCGGCAGGGUGCACGACUCUGGUGAGAUGGAUUCGGAGCUGUCUCGGGUCGCCGCUCUGGGUUUCACGGGCUGCCUGUCCGGCGUCCUCUUUAACUCCGUCAGCCCCCUGAAGGCCGCCCUGCUCCACCCGGACACCAGCCCCGUGGUCGUGACCGGUCCGCUGGUCCCGUCUAUUUGCGGCUCCACUUCAGCCAAUCCCUACGCAGCAGAAACCACGCACCACCUAUCAGGCCAGUCUGGAUCCGUGGGAACCGGUCAGCCUGUGGUGAAUGCCAUGAGGAGUGACUCCGCUCUAAUUGGAGGUGUGAUAGCGGUGGUGAUCUUCGUGAGCGCGUCGGCGUUGGCCGUGACGGCCCGAGUCCUCUACCAGAGGAAAGGGACGUGCCGGAGCCGCGAGGUCAAGGCGGCGAAGCCCGAGGACGUCCCGGAGCCGGCGUUCAGCCGCCGGACCGGCUCACACGGCGGCCCGAGUGAGAACCAGAGGGAAUACUUCAUUUAG